UUGAAUGUUAGUUUAUAUUACUCAAGUUAUGUUAAACCCAUUGAUUUACAAUGCAGAGAUCAAAUAUGUUGAGAAUGUUUUCACAGAAAUAUAAUAUGCGCUGUUAUUUUUAUGUUUUUAUACACCUGUAUCGAAAGAAACAAUAUUUGAAACCAAAUUUAAUGCCCUUUUUUACAUAUCUAUCUUUUUAACGAAUUCUCAAGUCUCGAGUAAUAUGAAAAUACAAACGUCAAAAGUAACCAAAAAGGUUGAAGAGAUGGAAGAUUUAGAGGAUAUAAAUAUGAACGAAGUUACAGAUUCUGAAGAAGAAUUAUCAGAAACUGAACAGAAAUUACUUCAAAAAGUACGAGCCAGGCAUUCUUCUGAAAGUUACGAUAGCGAAUAUGAGAUUUAUGGGUUACGUGACAAGGAUCAAGAUGAUAUCGAGGAUGAAACGGAAGCUGACUCCAUGGAGUCCGAUAUUGAAGGAUUGCAAGGAGAUUUAGAUUUACCGAAUGAAAAAGCUUGGGGCAAAAACAAGAGAGCUUAUUAUUCUACGGAUUAUGUAGAUCCUGAUUAUUCUACUGUCAGCCAAAAAGAUUUAGCAGAAGCAGAAAUAGAAGAAGAAGAAGCUAAAAGUAUUCAAAAAAGGUUGGCAGAGCAACUAGAUGAUGUUGAUUUUGGAUUAGAUUUCAUAGAACCACAAGAAGAUAAUAAAGAAAAGAUUUAUGAAAAAACAGAACAGUUUGUAAAGACCGAUCUGAGUAAGCUUAGUAAAAGGCAGAAACAAGCAUUAAUGCAAAGAGAAAAUCCUGAAUUUAUGGCACUUGUAAAUGAUUUUAAAGAUCGUAUGAUAGAAGCAAGAGACGUGUUGGCACCAUUUUUGAAGUUAGUUAAAAACGGUAUAAUACCAAACUGUCCCGCAAUCGCUUUUGUAAAAACCAAGUAUCAUCUUUUAUUGAACUACUGUAUCAAUAUUUCGUUUUAUUUGAUGCUCAAGGCCAAAAGGUCGCCUGUAAAUUCUCAUCCAGUUAUAAAACGUUUGGCACAGUAUCGUCAGUUAUUAAAUCAAUUGGAAUCAGGACAAGGUAACUUAAUACAAGAGAUACAAGAAUUAUUAAAAGCGAAGAGGCAAGGUAAACCGUUAUACAACAUACUUGAUGGGAGCAAUGUAAACAGUAAUGGGAAAAAGAUAACUAGUUCCUUGAAAGAGAAAUUGAAUCAUCUAAGAAAACCUGCAAGAGAAGCUAUAAAUAAUCAAUCGACCAAACCUGAAAGUGUGUCCGAAGCUGAAUCUAACAUAGAAGACAAUGAAUUUUCGGUCGAGGAGGAUCUGAAAAACGAUAUAUCCAUAGACAAAGAUCAGGAAGAAGGAGAUAUUAAUACAGGAGAUUCUAUAACCGAAAGUAGCGAGAAAAGAGCAAUUACUUACCAAAUAGCAAAGAACAAAGGUUUAACACCGCAUCGUAAAAAAGAACAACGUAAUCCCAGGGUCAAACAUAGGAAUAAAUAUCGUAAAGCUAAAAUUCGUAGGAAGGGAGCGAUAAGAGAAGUGAGAAAAGAAAUCACUCGCUACACCGGAGAAAUAUCCGGCAUUAAAGCCAGUGUAAAGAAAAGUAUUAAAUUAAAAUAAAGCUGUAAAAACUGAGCAAUUUUGAAAUAUAGCAG
This is a messenger RNA of Colletes gigas, 1647 nucleotides long. It is a transcript of the gene Sas10, whose product is annotated as something about silencing protein 10. Bases 215 to 1612 code for a protein of 465 amino acids. Gene Ontology annotation, cellular component: nucleolus; small-subunit processome. The transcript has 4 exons. The record is from RefSeq and is a predicted model, not a curated record. NCBI's taxonomy places the organism in Eukaryota, Metazoa, Arthropoda, Insecta, Hymenoptera, Colletidae. Gene Ontology annotation, biological process: maturation of SSU-rRNA from tricistronic rRNA transcript (SSU-rRNA, 5.8S rRNA, LSU-rRNA).